Phaeodactylum tricornutum CCAP 1055/1 is the source of this 2630-nucleotide messenger RNA. RefSeq lists its product with no specific name. NCBI's taxonomy places the organism in Eukaryota, Bacillariophyta, Bacillariophyceae, Surirellales, Neidiaceae. The record is from RefSeq and is a predicted model, not a curated record. The transcript is spliced from 9 exons. The annotation marks the transcript as partial.
CAGAGGGCCAUUGUAUUAACAGUCAGCAAUUGAAGUCUAUCUGGUACAUCGAUAGACUUUGUAUACAUUUAGAAUGGUGGGUUUACGUUUCAAGCGUAGUGUAGGUCCGGCGGCAGAUGUGAAGGAGCUUCAGUUCGUGAUUGCCCUGCACCAGACGUGUGCGCCGGAUACAAGGGAGAACGCGGCGGUCGGUUCGGUGGACAUUGCGCGUUUGUUGGCCUCGCGGCAUGGUUUACACAUCACUUCCACGCAAGCAGAGGAUUUGGUUAGGUCUUUGGGCGGUGGAGAUACAAUCGGAAAAGCUCCCGAAAAGAAAAAGACACCGUCAGCGAUAAGAUUUGGAUUGUUUUCAAAAAAGCAAGCGCUCUCGACGACGCAGGCCGAUGGCGAAGUUCCAGCUUUGUCGGCCUCCCGAUUGGGAGCUUUACUGCACCACAGCAGUACUCAUUCUUCCAUGGAGAACAAUAAUAAUUCUCGAUUGUUGGAAUCAGCCAGUUUAGGAUUACGUCAAAAUGGGGGGCUGGAAACGAAUAGUUCAUUACUUUCUGAGGCAAAAGAGGAAUUGGCCGAUCCGUCACAGUAUACAGAAGAAAUAGACGAACUUGACGAUCGCGAUGAGACGGAAGAAGAAGCGGUAGUAGUGGAGGACACUUUCACAAAUGAUAUGUUUUCUGAACAGUAUUUGGACAUGGUUCAGCUUCUGUCCACCUUGCUCAUUCCAACUUUUGCUCGGGCCGUCCGUGAGUACAAGGUGGGCGUUGAUAUCCUCCCGCCCAUCCCGGAGCCUAAAACAAACUCGUGGUUCUCUCCAUUUUCGCGACUUGUGUGGCAGCUGCGUACCAUGCUGCUUCAUCGUGAGCAAACUGUUCUUGACAGCUUGCGCGCCUCUUCGGAUGGAAGCCUUUUGCAACAAAUUUUGCAAAUCAUGGUAACGAAGACUGGCGAGAGUGAGCCCACAGUAGAUGAAGACUUCGUCCGCCGACUGCUGGUACGAUACGGUGAAUCUGAAAGAGCCGAGAAUAUCAAGCUUGUCCAGCAAAUGGUAGAGAUGGCAUCGUCGCCGUCGGGGCUUUUCGACGAAGAAGCUCUCGCCAAUGCCGUGGCAUCCGAUCUUACACAAUGGGAUGUACCCAGUGAAGGACGACUGUCCAGUAUGUUUUAUGAUAUCUUCUAUGAAUCAAACCCACAUGAUGUAAAGAACCUGGAGGCGGAUGAUUUGAUGUCAGGCGCUGACGAAGAGGCGGCAGAAAAAAAGGAACCUACCAAGUGUGCUCAUGCCUGUUGCAAGUGUUUCUCUUGUGUUUUUGGACGUUGUCGCGCAAGCCCGCUCUUCAAGGCGGAGCUCUUCAACAUUGACAUGGUCGUCGAUUGCCAUUCCUCAGCUGGAUCUUUUGCCGUUUCCCGUUUAGUGCAAGUCGAGACGCUGACAGUGCGUUUGUUUUCUCUGAUCGUUAGUUCUGGAGUAUAUGGUACUGCAAUCCUAGCUCAACCCGACAUCAAAAACAAUUGUAAUUUGGAAGAAUUUUGGUGCAAAAUAUUCCAAACAGUCUUCUCUUGGGUGGUGGUGAUGGUUGUUUUGUCGGCUUCGGGUGUUUUGGUCCUCAUGCCGCUCAGUUCGGGAAAUAACCCGUACCGCAGAAAUCCUCGCAGGCAGCUAUAUGCUGUAGGAGCUGCUGUGGUGUACGCUGUGGUACCCUUUGUCCUCAUGAAUGUUUUCGUUGAAGAAACAAAAAAUGACGAAGAGAGAGCAAUUGACUCUGAUGAGUUUCGCGUACUCCGAGAGUUCACAAUGAUUUUGGGCCUAAUUUUGGCUGGCUUAUUUCUUAUUCAGAUGUUCUUGUCUUCGCUCCGUCUGCGAAGAGGAUUUUCUACACGUCGGGCUGGAGUUUUCGACCAUAUCACAUCAACUUCGAACACUCGAGGCGAAGCUCGGCUUAAACACGCAGCGACACGAAAAACGAGAAAAAUAAUGGAAAAUGCCAUUUCUGUGCAUCGUAUAGAUACAGAAGCUGCUCUACGGGGAACACGACAACAACUCCAUAGACACCAGGCUGCGGUAGAUACUUCAACGAUGCGGAAUUUUAUUGUACACGGAGAACAGUACGAGCUCGCUGGAGGAACGAUGUGGACUUGGUUGCGCAUUCUCGACGGCUCACUUUUCGAUACGGAAGGGAUUUGGCUAAAUACCAGGCUAAUAGUCUUGCAGAUGGCGCAAGUUAUUGUUGCAGCAGUUUUUUCGUUUCUUUUGUUUCUCGGCGUUGGAUUGCUAGCUGAAUCAGCAGGCAAUGCAAGGGACGACUUGAAACCGGGGUUUCCGAGCUGGGUCUCCGACAUUGUCCCUACACCUCUCAUGGUGCGCGUGUCGCUGUACCCCGCCACAAUUGCCGCGAUUGUAGUCAUGGUUCUUCUCAUCAGCCUUUACAUUCCAAGUGCGGUUUCCACAAUUCUGAAAUACCGAAGUCAGUUUCUGCCUUCUCUAGGGUCUCCAUAUUUCGUCAAAUACAGAGCUGCCGUCGAUUACACCUAUGUGAACACGGCAAACGCUAUCUAUGGUAUGAUCGGUGCUGCUUCCUUGUAUUGGUUGAUGGUCGGUUGGUUAAUCUUCCUUUGCGUCUGGCCAUUCUCGCAGG